Molecule: messenger RNA, 324 nt
Organism: Tetrahymena thermophila SB210
Lineage: Eukaryota; Ciliophora; Oligohymenophorea; Hymenostomatida; Tetrahymenidae
Exons: 2
Source: RefSeq, a predicted model, not a curated record
AUGUGUAAAAAGUUAUAAUCUCUUACUUUAGAUAUUAGGUAAAAUUAAUUACUUUGCUUCAAAUAAAUUAAAAUUUAAUAUAAAAUAUAAAGUAGUUGCUUUUUGGAAUUCCCUGCGUCUUUAAUUUAAUUACAGAAUUCAAUAGCAAGACUAAAGAAAGUACGUUUUCUAGCAUUUUUUUUAAUAAGAUAAAUGGAGGUUGCCGAAUUUAAUUAUUAUAAAUAUAUUUAAACAUUUAAAAAUAAAUUACCUCGUUUGGUAUAAUACCUGCAUGAUUCUUUAGAAAGUAUUGAUUUUCCAAAUUAAAAUGAUAAUGAGGACUGA